This is a messenger RNA of Colletotrichum truncatum, 717 nucleotides long. RefSeq lists its product as uncharacterized. The record is from RefSeq and is a predicted model, not a curated record. NCBI's taxonomy places the organism in Eukaryota, Fungi, Ascomycota, Sordariomycetes, Glomerellales, Glomerellaceae.
AUGCAAAACCUCAACUCUGAGAUUGCCCAAAUGGUAGCAACCAAUCGAUUCCAUUUAUUUGGCCAGCUUCCAGCGGAACUCCGUCAUGAAAUCUGGAGGGAGUCUAUGGAGAGAGGACCAGUGGUUAUCUCGAUCGAGGGAACAUCGGACGAACUGAACAAGCCCGCCUAUUCCACCUCCGUGACCACAAAGGGAUCAAUCAUACCGGCAGCCGCACAGUCCUGUGCGGAGGCAUACGAUGUAUUCAAGAGCGCGAACCCACUUAUCAAGUUCUUUGGCCGUAGCGUACGGGCCAAAGCAAGCGACUGUGUCCUCCACCUGAGCGGAACGGUCUUCAAGAAUCCGGGCGUUUCGAUUCGCGAUCUGGUGAUGGACUACAAACUACGUCGUGUCGCCAUCAGCAAUGAACUAGGAGAUCAUCGAAUCCACCUAAAUCUAAUACGGUUUCUCAAGUCUGAAAAGUGUCAUAGCAUCCAGUUCGUUUUAUUCCUGCGAUCCCAAGCACCACAGCCGCCCAGGCGUGCCCGGGCGUUGAUCUUGGAAGCGUCAAUGCCAGAGGGCGCUCACUUGGGAAACAUCAUCGACUCGAAGCGACAUCUCAUCUAUAACUUCAAGGAAUGGCCAAAACCACCGGAGAUCCGUCUUCUCCCCGUUAUCAUGUCAACCAGCAGGCCGGCGAGGCCUGUGCGAGCCACUGGACCGGCGACAGAUGUCUAG